AUGGCAGUUAACACUUGGGUCCAGUGCAGCAGCAUUUGUUUUACAUUCACUUUAACUCUGUUCUAUGCUGAGAAGCAGCCCUACACUUUCAUCAUUACUAGAUGUGCUCCAGAAAUCGCCUGUCUGCCCAGCUUUCUAGAGCAAACAUCACAGGGAACGAUUUUACAGCCUGUGUGUAACAUGUUUUCUUAUGAGCUGUACCACCAAAUGUUAAUUUUGAGGGAGGAAAAAUGUCCUGGGACUGCCAGAGAUGCCUUCAAGUUUAUUGCAGCUAAAAACAAACUGAAAUUCUGGUUGGAGUUGAACUCACUAGUGGAUUUUUUCACUAUACCCCCUGUUUGUGUUUCAAUCUAUUUAGGGAAAAACUGGCUUGGUAGGAUCUUCCAUCAAAUAAGAUUCCUUCGAGCUGUAAGACUGAUAGAGCUUCCCAAAAUUUUACAGUUACUCAAAAUCACUAAAACUGGCACUGCAAUCAAACUGUCAAACCUACUUGCUGUUUUCUUAAGUACCUGGCUGACUGCUGCUGGAUUUCUUCACUUGCUGGAGAAUACUGGAGAUCCAUGGACAGGUCGUACAAACAGACAGCACAUCACCUACUUUGAUUGCAUCUACCUUCUUAUGGUUACUAUGUCAACAGUUGGCUAUGGAGAUAUCACUGCAAAAACAGUAAUGGGCCGCAUCUUCUUGCUCUUCUUUAUUGUUGUAGGUCUGGCAUUGUUUGCCCACCAUGUCCCAGAAAUCAUGGAUAUUGUAGGGAGCAACAGAAAGUUUGAUGGAUUACAUGUGUCAGUUGGAGGAAGAAAGCACAUUGUGGUGUGUGGUUAUAUUACUGUGGAUAGUGUCACAUCAUUACUUAGAAACUUCAAGCAUGAGGAUAGGGGGAAAAUCAGCACAGACAUUCUCUUUAUGGAAGAAAUCAAACCCAACCUUGACCUGGAAGCUGUUUUUAAAUGCAACAAAUUCCAAAUAACAUUUUUCCAUGGAUCAGUAUUAAGUUUUCAGGACCUGAAGAGAGUUAAGAUGGAGUUUGCAAGUGCUUGCAUUGUAUUGGCUGACAAAUGUUGUGCAAACCCAGAACAUGAAGAUAUGUCAAACAUUAUGAGGGUCAUAUCAAUCAAAAAUUACUAUCCUCAGGUCAGAAUAAUAAUACAGAUUUUGAAAUCUCACAAUAAGAGGUACCUACAGAAUAUUCCUGCUUGGGACUCAGCAAGAGGAGAUAGCAUCAUAUGUCUAGCAGAGCUCAAACUAGGUAUCCUUGCUCAGAGUUGUCUGGUCCCUGGAUUCUCUACUGUGUUGAUAAAUCUAUGUUCAAUGAAAUAUAAUCUGAAGAUGGAGCAGCCAUACGAUGAGCUCAGGAAGAGUAUGCUCAAAGAUUUGUUGGAAGCUAGUGGAAAAGUCACCGGCAAAAAGUCCAAGGCAGCAAUCAUUGCUGAACUGAUGGAAGGUGACAGGGCUAACGAGCCGACUGGUGGGUCAGAUAGUGACCAGAGCAGUGAGCAGCCCAGGGAGGCGUUGAUGGGGAAGACAGUAAUGUCCAAGGUCCAGAGGGAGAUCCAGUGGUGA
Bombina bombina (fire-bellied toad) is the source of this 1563-nucleotide messenger RNA. Its product is annotated as calcium-activated potassium channel subunit alpha-1-like. Gene Ontology annotation, molecular function: monoatomic ion channel activity. The transcript is spliced from 14 exons. The coding region runs from base 1 to 1563 and encodes 520 amino acids. The record is from RefSeq and is a predicted model, not a curated record. NCBI's taxonomy places the organism in Eukaryota, Metazoa, Chordata, Amphibia, Anura, Bombinatoridae. Gene Ontology annotation, cellular component: membrane. Gene Ontology annotation, biological process: reproductive process; transmembrane transport; potassium ion transport.